Molecule: messenger RNA, 1398 nt
Organism: Rotaria socialis
Lineage: Eukaryota; Metazoa; Rotifera; Eurotatoria; Philodinida; Philodinidae
Source: the annotation of a GenBank genome assembly
AUGGCUAGUAGUUUAGAUGAACGCACCGAUCCAUUCGCUGACCUUGAAUAUCAUGUAACAAAUCUGAAAUUAACACAAAAUACAGUAAAUCGAAAUUCUGGCCUAAAUUUAGUGAGCAGACAACCAACUUCCAAAGCGGUACAACUCAAAGCAGAAAAUCAUGAUUUAUGGCUUCAGAAUGAACACUUAGGCGAAGAAAAUGGUGCGCUAGCUAGUGAACUGGUUAAAUUACAAGAUAAACAUGAUAAACUAAUGUAUCUGGCACGUAAUCGUCUUGGUGAAAUACGUUCAAAAUAUCAAAAACUUGAACAAGAUAAUCAAACAUUAAAAACUGAAUUCGAUCGAUUAAUACGUGAAUAUGAAAUAACGAAAAGACUUAUUAUAGAUUAUCGACGGAUGGAAGAACGUUUUAAAGCGACUGAUCGUGAAAUGCGUCUAAUGAUUGAUUCAUUGACACGUAAUAAUGAAGAAUUAAAAGGACACAAUCAAACGUUAAUAAAUGAAAUUGAAUUACUAAAAGAAAAAUAUUAUAUUGCUAAACAAAAUUUAGAAAAAACAAUGCACGAAGCAACAACACUGAAAGAAGAAUUGACUAAGGCUGUCUAUGCUCGUGAUUCAUUGGAAAAAGAAAGUGCUCGUUUAAGUGUCAAAGUAAGUGAAUUAGCUACUGGUAAAAAGUCAGCUGAAGAAAAACUAGAUGCAUUAACAGAUCGUACAAAUAAUUUACAAGUUGAUUUAAGACGUUCGGAAGCUAAUGCUGCGAUGUUACAAGAACGUUUUACGUUAGUAAGAAAUGAACGUGAUGCUUUAGAUGUUGACAGUAAAAAUAAAUUAACGAUGUUAAUACAAAAACUUAAAGAAUUUCAAAUACAAAAUAAAUCAGCUAUGGAACAAUUGCAUACACAAAGUAAACAAUGCGAUCAUUUAAAUGGCGAAAAUAAACAAUUGCUUGACUAUGUAAAUGGUUACCGUAAGGAAAAUGACCUACUCGCUAAACAACUUGUGUCGGUUAAUACAAAACAAAAACGUUUAGCACUUGAACUUGAAAAUUUGAAAUCGGCUGAUGCUUUCAUGAAAAACGAGGAAGCAAUGAAAAUGCAAGAUGCUUUAGUUGGCUUAACUGAUCAGUUAACACAAUUACGUAAAAUGCAUGCUCAUACACUUGCUGAAAAUCAACGUAUUAAAGAAUUACUAAUUGAAAAAGAUUCAGUUUUAUCGAGUUUGGGCUAUGAACGUCAUCAAUUACAAGACAAAAUGGUGAAAAAUGAACACACAAUCCGACAAAUGGAACGAAUGCUGCCUGGAAGCGCUGCUAGAGCUAAACAAUCAUCAUUGGACACAAGAAAAACAACUUUAACAAACAAUCCAUAUUCAUUCGACAAUGUGCUUGAAUCUUGA